This is a messenger RNA of Rhopilema esculentum, 2301 nucleotides long. RefSeq lists its product as uncharacterized. The record is from RefSeq and is a predicted model, not a curated record. Lineage: Eukaryota; Metazoa; Cnidaria; Scyphozoa; Rhizostomeae; Rhizostomatidae.
UUGGCAAGUUAGGGUUGGGGCCUAAUAAAAAUUUUGACUUCUGGGGAUAGCGCUUUUUCGAGGAGGGAUUAUACGAGGAGAGGCAAUUCGAGGAUUUACGGCAUGACCACCACCGAUUCUCAGAUUUUUUGUUACGUCAAUGACAUGUGAUAUCCGAAAAUAUAUUCUCUCACGUGACCAUAAAUAUGCAAGAUUGCCACAGACAACUAGCAGAGAGGGCGUUCACAAAAUGGAUGAUAACUCUGCUCGAGCUAAAGAUUGUUAGUUUCAUGUAAAACCUUGGAUUUAACAGGCCAGUCUUACUUCUGCAUCGAAUAUGAAAAAGAGACAUGCAGAUGCUAGAAACUAUCCAGGAGUAUGUACCAUUCAAGCACAGUUUUGGGUACUUCAGUUCAUGGAUUGCUAGUAGGUAUAGGAUACCAGAUCAUACUUCUCAAGAAGAUGAACAAAAUAACGAAAAUGAUGAUAAAGGAAGUUUGUCAGAAGCCUGCAGUCAGAUUACAGCUCCAAGUAAAGAUGAAUCAAUCAAAGACGAGUUGGAUGCGCAUCAAAAAGAAACAGGAACAACCGAAACGCUGAUGUGUGAAACAACAUUUAUAUCACCUGCACCAGAGCCACAGGAAAAACACGGCCAGCCGAACAGUCAUCAAGGGAUUUCUUCCUCAAGUAAUGGCGGUUAUCAAAAAGGCGCGAAUGACGAUGAUAGCUACACCUCAGGGACAGAAAAUGGCAAGCAAGGCUGUGUUGGUUCAAAAAUAGAAUCAUUUUUGUACAAUAACAUCCCUUUAGACGAUUGCAGUUGUGCCAGCGAUUCUGAAAACGACAAUCUAAAGUCUGACAGUAAAACCAACGGGAAAGAAAAAAAACGUUUAGGAUCACACUCUUUAUCGAAAAAGAUGCCGUUAUUUUUGAAAGGGCGAAGAAAGAAAAAGCGCCGUGGAAGCACGUUGAGUGAUUACAAGUCAUCGCUGGCUAGAAUUCAUUGCGCAUGUGCCAUUGGUGGCGACGAAUUGUGUCUUGUUCACCUAAAAAGUCACAGCGAGUCGGAUAUAAACGUAUCGAGAUACAAGCGCAGCGAGGAUUACUCAACUAAUGGGGAUUUGUCUGAUAUCUCGGUGACGUCGUUUUCAUUAGCUGAAGAUGACAGCAGCAGCGGUAGUUAUGUGGACAUAGACUUGCGUUACAUCCGCAAAUCAUUACUUGGCUCUGGCAGUUGGAGCAAAUCAGAUCGUAGUAUAGAACUGUCAAGUGAUUGGUCGGAGAUACAUCGCACAAUCAGUGAUCCCAGCCUCUGCGAAGACACUAUAAGCUUGGCAGAAGAGUGCCGAGAAAGUGAUAUCCCAGACACUGCGUCGGACUUCAGUCAAGACAGCCGCACUCAGGUAUCUCGAGUUCGGUCGAAGCAUGUUCGCAGUCGAAUUAAAAGAAUGCCUUUUGGCCACAACGUAAACGAAUCUUUUGUCGAAAAUGAAUGCUUUUGUUGUCAUUGUAUCGUCAUGUAGCUGUCUGUGUCCGUAAUAUCAAUUCCAAUCGCAAGUGUCAUUAUAUCAAUUCAUUUAUUAAUCUCAUUUAGCUCUUUUAUUUACCCAAAAACAAGUCAUUUCAUACAUUUACCCCACAUCAUUAUGUUACUUAUAUAUUUUAACGUAGGUUUUAGUAUUUAUUCAAUCAAAAAUCAAUUUCAGUGUACGACUUAAAUAAUUACAUCGUAGUGUGUUCUCGAAAGUUCUUCCUUGUUGAAAAAAACCUAACGAUUUCACAAUGAUUAACCUUUUCCCCAAAUUGACGAAAAUGAGAAUAUCUAUUCAUAUACAUCUAUUUGGUCCGCUGACAUUUUAAAACUGUAAUCUAUGCAGAUAAAACGGUAAAAUCGUUCCUUGUGUGAUUUGUUUGCAGUAUUUGGAAAAUUUGUGUUUUAAUACCGUAUGUUAGUGAACGCAGUGAAAGCGGCCUUGGAUUUUGGAUCUUUCAUUGUCAAAAUUUCCAGGAAUUCAUUUCUACUUUUUCGGAUUGUUUUUUUCUCAAAAUCUCAAGCAUAUCGAUUUUAUCGGCUGCUUUAGAUUUUAUCGUAGUAGUGCUUAAAGUAGUGCUUUCUAGAUUUGUGAAAUUUUUCAGUCAAUAAUUGUCAUGAGGCAUUUUUCAAUAUUUCAAAGCCAUGGUAGAUUUUCUAAGUAUAUUUUUAUAUAUGGUUUUAAAUACUCCAAUUAUAACUUGAUUAUCCUCUAAGUUAAUAGAUUUAUAUCAGUUUGUAGCCUAAAUAAAGCAUAUUUUAUUACAAAAUACAAUAUAUUGCAAGAAGAA